ACACAAUUUCUCACAGGUCCCGGCGCAACAAGACAAAAACACAAAAUGCGUUACCCAAUGUUAACAUUAGACUUUAGACUUCAUCAAUUUAAUUUUAUUAUUAUAAUAUGAUUAGAUAUAUUACUAGAUUACGAUUUCCAUUUUUUAAUCAGAUUUCAAUUUUAGUUUAGUUUUAAAGGAAGCGUUAUGAAAUCUGAAAGCUACUACUACUGAAAUGGAAAACAAUGUUGGAAUGUGGAAGCAAGAAAUCAUGAUGAUGGAAAUAGAAAACGAAGUGUUUGAUUCAUCUGAAACUGAUUUAGAUUACGAAUUCGAUGCGCCUCGCUUUUUCGAUUUCACUGCACAACAACAACAAUCUCUAACUCAACUUCCACAACCUGAACGGUGGUUCGAAACCGCCGGAACCUAUCCUCCUUCUCCAUUUGCGGCGAAUCUUGUGAUGAAUGAAGAAGUUGCCGUUGCAAAUUCAAACACCGUUCAUCAUCAUCCUAAACCUAAAGUUUUUCAACAUUUUGGUUCCAAUGUGGUGAAUGCGAGUGAAAAAAUGUCUGGAUUAUUAAGUGGAGUUCAUCAAAAUGUUGUGCAACUAGGAAUGACCUUUAACAGCAGGACAAUUGGCGAAGGUUUGAAUUCUAAGGCUAAAUCUGCUGUGGUGAAGCGUUCAUCAACGCUGAUGAAACCUACAGCUAGUCAGUUGGCUAAGCAAAAUCGGCCCCCUCAAAUUGUUGGUUCAAGGUUUCAGAAGGUGCAGCAAGCGCAUAAAAAGGAUAUUAGUGUAGCUAACUCUUUGGAGAUGGAGAGUCAAUCUACCAAGCGGCAGAAAUUAGAGGGUGGUCUCUUGCGCAAGGUUGGUGAUGUGAAGCAGCAAGCUAAUUUUGUCCACAAGGCACCUAAGAAGAUUGUAGCUGCUGAUCAAAACGCUGGAUAUUCCAAGCCAAAGAUUACGCUUCCUAGAGUGCCCGAGCUAGAAACAUUUCAUAGAGCACAAAGGACUAGACCUAAAAAUGCUGCAGAAGCAGAACACUUGACAGUGGCUGUACCCAAAUUCAAAGCACGGCCGGUAAACAGAAAAAUUCUUAAUGCUCCAUCAUUACCUCUUCAUAAGAGGACCCCUGCACGGUUGCCUGAAUUUCAAGAAUUUCACCUCAAAACGUCGGAGAGGGCUAUGCACCACACAUCUGCUACAUCAUCAUCUACACUUCCAUGCAAUGAUUUUGAUAAGGAUUUGGAUAAAAAUGCUACUUUUUCUGCUCCACAAAAUAGUAUCAGUAAUUUGAGAAGGCCAUCUGUGAUGGGUGCUCCAAAGCAUGAUGGAUUGGAUUAUAGGCAUGGAUUCAAAGCUCGACCAUUUAAUAAGAAGAUACUUUCCAGUAAAGGAGAUAUUGGUGUUUUCCGCAACAUUAAACAGGAAACCACAGUGCCAAUGGAAUUCAAUUUUAGUACAGAAAAGAGGCUUCAGCAUAACCCACCAAUUGACGACCUCUUUAAUAAGUUGUCCCUAACAUCUGGAGCUCAGUCAAAUAAUGGUUCUAAGGUGAAACCAGGUCCUCAUUUCAGAGUGUUCAACAAGGAUUUAAAAGAAAACAUGGGAACUUCUUUUCAUUUGGACCUAAAGGAAAAGCCUUUUAUAUUUGGAGAAAAGCAAAUUCAUAGAGGGAGUGAGGGUUGCAUCAACGAAGCUGGUACUUUAUUGAGUCCAAGGAGGAACCUGGGAAUUCGGUGACUGCAAGGUGACAACUACAAUCGAAGCAAAUUGCAACAAAAUUUAGUUAUGCACAACAGAAUUUUCCCGGCUAACUAGAGAGCCGUUGGAGACAUAACAAAACCUAAUAGUGCCCAACAACUCUUCACAGAUUAUUCUUUCUGUACAAAGAAUCAUACAAAAUUACCUUGUUAGGACAGAAAUGAGCAUAUAUUUCUAAGUGAUCACUUGUAUUUUGUACAAAUACUCCUAGAAAGUGGAACUCAGGUCCACUCGGGGUUUUGUUUUUAACAAAAAGUUCAUUAAAAAUAAUGUCUAAUCGCUGAUGAAAGCCA
Medicago truncatula (barrel medic) is the source of this 2037-nucleotide messenger RNA. RefSeq names its product protein TPX2. Gene Ontology annotation, cellular component: nuclear microtubule; spindle. The transcript has 18 exons. Bases 215 to 1723 code for a protein of 502 amino acids. Gene Ontology annotation, molecular function: protein kinase activator activity; microtubule binding. Gene Ontology annotation, biological process: activation of protein kinase activity; mitotic spindle assembly; regulation of mitotic spindle organization. The record is from RefSeq and is a predicted model, not a curated record. NCBI's taxonomy places the organism in Eukaryota, Viridiplantae, Streptophyta, Magnoliopsida, Fabales, Fabaceae.